GUUCAUAUUGGAGAUUUUGUGAUGGUGAAAAGGGGUAUUGGAUAGGAAUAGAUGUAAUGAGGGUGAUAUAGUCAGUGAUAAAGGAACUAAGAUAUGUUCUGCAGUUCAGUUUCUCACUUACUCACUUCUUUUAUUAUGUCUUUGUCCUUUAGCAGGGUCAUGGACUUCAAAGUUCCCGAUUCUGUUAGUCUCCUCAACUGCAACAUCGUCACCACCAGCAAUCUGAUGAACGGUCUCCCCGUAGGCGAAUGCGAACACCGUUCUCUGUUCUCCAUCCUCGUCAUACAGGAGCAUGAGUUUGGCCGUGGUAUAUAUGUGGUGGGCAAAGAUCGAACCUUUGCAUCAUCAUGCAGUCCAUCUUCGAACAUUUGCCGAGACACCUUGCACUGCAGGCACGAUUCGUACGUGUCGAAGUAUGCAACUGUGACGUUGUUGAUCACCCACAACUCGUCAUCUCUGUCUCCUUGCUCAGCCACAGCUUCUAUGUCCUCAAUUGGGAUGAUUUCUGAGUCUUCCUUGGCCAUCGUGAGGUAUUUCGUGCUCUGAUACUCUCGGACCAUGAAAUUCUUCAGGCAGUAACAUCAAUCUGCAUUCACGUUCCCUCCCAGACACUGACUCGACCUGUACCACUUCCGUCUGCAACACAAACAUCCAGUUUUACUCUCCCCCCUACUUGUGUUUCGUCCUUUAGUUCCACGACCUUGAUGUUCACUGUGACCUUCUGGAACACAUCCAAGCUCUCGAGUGACGAAAGUAUUACGGUUUUUGAUGCUGUUGCGAU
This is a messenger RNA of Geodia barretti, 781 nucleotides long. The record is from the annotation of a GenBank genome assembly. NCBI's taxonomy places the organism in Eukaryota, Metazoa, Porifera, Demospongiae, Tetractinellida, Geodiidae.